This is a messenger RNA of Mauremys mutica (yellowpond turtle), 961 nucleotides long. RefSeq names its product tetratricopeptide repeat protein 13-like. The transcript has 9 exons. Gene Ontology annotation, molecular function: protein binding. NCBI's taxonomy places the organism in Eukaryota, Metazoa, Chordata, Testudines, Geoemydidae. The record is from RefSeq and is a predicted model, not a curated record. The annotation marks the transcript as partial.
AUGCGCGCUGAGAAGAUGGCAUCUGCCACCGGGACCUGCUGCCGCUGUUGCUGGGGCGCCGUUGCGCUGGGGCAGCUCGUGCUGCUGCUGUUGGGGGCGGCCCGGGCGGCGCUGGCCCUGACCGAGCACUACCCGGCCCUGUCGUUGCUCAAGCAGGAGCUGCACCGGCAGCAGCUGCAGGGCCAGGCUGGGGGCUGCCCCCAGGCGCCGGACUGGGGGGAACAAUACUCGGCCGAGUGCGAUUCACCACUUUUGCACUUCCAUGAGUCAGACUGUGAACUAAGAGGAUCUUCCUCCUGUGAAUCUCUGCUUUCUCUCAAUACUGAAAAAAUUCUGAGCCAAGCAAAGUCACUUGCGGAACAAAAACGAUUCCCAUUUGCCACUGAUAAUGACAACACAAAUGAAGAUUUGGCAAUUGCCUACGUUUUGAUUGGCAGCGGCCUAUAUGAUGAAGCAAUAAGACAUUUUUCAACAAUGCUGCAGGAAGAUCCAGAGCUGGUUAGUGCUAUUUAUGGACGAGGGAUAGCAUAUGGGAAAAAAGGACUACAUGACAUAAACAAUGCUGAGCUUGCCCUGUAUGAGCUGAGCAGAGUAAUUAGUCUGGAACCAGAUCGCCCUGAAGUAUUUGAACAGCGAGCAGAGAUAUUGUCUCCCCUGGGCCGAAUUAGUGAGGCACUGGCUGAUCUCACCAAAGCUAUUCAGCUGCAGCCAUCAGCACGACUUUACAGGCACAGAGGUACUCUUUACUUCAUAUCUGAGGACUAUGCAACAGCUCAUGAAGACUUUCAGCGCUCCUUGGAACUGAACAAAAACCAGCCUAUAGCUAUGCUAUACAAAGGCUUAACCUUUUUCCAUAGAGGACUUCUGAAGGAAGCUAUUGAAUCAUUCAAAGAAGCCCUGAAGGCGCAGAAAGCUGAUUUCGCUAUAGAUGCAUAUAAGAGUCUGGGACAAGGCCUAAUAG